This is a messenger RNA of Pyricularia oryzae 70-15, 645 nucleotides long. RefSeq lists its product as uncharacterized. The transcript has 3 exons. Bases 1 to 645 code for a protein of 214 amino acids. NCBI's taxonomy places the organism in Eukaryota, Fungi, Ascomycota, Sordariomycetes, Magnaporthales, Pyriculariaceae. The record is from RefSeq and is a predicted model, not a curated record.
AUGGAUACACAGGUUCUGGUCAAAGGUCAUUGCCACCCGGCUCCCCACAUCGACUCGCCUCACGGGCCUCUUCGUCAGAGGAGGAAAUUCCAAGGACGCAAUGCUUGGUUCUCUUGCGCCAGUUGCUGGGCCAUCCUUCGGUGGGAGGCCGUGAAUUUGAGAGGGUUAAACGACGUCACGGUGGAUGCCUCGCCGGCUGUGGAAGUUCCGACUCCCACUAUAGGUUAUGCAUCUCGCCAUUACCAAGAUUUCAUGUUUUUCAACACCGACGUCCAGACCUCAUCUUCAUCAGCCAUGUUGUCUAGACUGGAUUCCACCUUGUCGUCCCUGGAGGCUUCUGGAUUCGCACCGAUACUGGCCAUGUGCAAAUUGAGCGUGCGCAGGAUCUCGUCCAGAUCUUUGUCGUUCCCCUCCCAUUACAAAAAGUUGAGGCAUGGCACGAUCGCACGGUCCGAGCCGAUGGAGCCUUAUGCCCAGCCAUCGCCAAUGUCGUUUUGUCCGGCCGGUGCCUGCGUCAUGAUGGUGUUGGAUAUUAACAACUGCGUGCGAGGCCAGAUCGUGCCAAUUAAGGAUGACAGGUGCGACAGAACGAGCUUGAACGGCCCGUGGAGAGCACCCCUAGGAAAUAUCCUUUCCGACAACUGA